Messenger RNA from Etheostoma cragini (Arkansas darter), 3909 nucleotides. Its product is annotated as neuropeptide FF receptor 2-like. The record is from RefSeq and is a predicted model, not a curated record. Bases 111 to 1502 code for a protein of 463 amino acids. Gene Ontology annotation, cellular component: membrane. Gene Ontology annotation, molecular function: peptide binding; neuropeptide receptor activity. The transcript is spliced from 3 exons. Gene Ontology annotation, biological process: G protein-coupled receptor signaling pathway. Lineage: Eukaryota; Metazoa; Chordata; Actinopteri; Perciformes; Percidae.
CACUCCCACUGGGAGGAUAUGUGUAGCCGUUCUUUACAAUUGGAUUAGAUUUAGUUAAUGGAUGAUAUUGGACAUUUAAUCCAUAACACAUUCACUAACAUGGCGAGCACAUGUUAAGUUAUCCGUGUAAUAUACCUCUGCUUGUCUCUAUUUCUCUGUCACUAUCACACCCAGAUAUCACCAUGACCCAGAACUUAGUUCUCAACACCACCUGGGAGGGCUUGAGCCCUUCCAAUUCCUCAAGAUUGCUGGAAAACCCUUUGACCCACCAGAACAUCACCUAUGUUGACUUCUACCUCCACAAGCCCUCUGUGGCUGCGGUCUUCACCGUCUCCUACCUGCUCAUCUUCAUGGUGUGCAUGGUGGGCAACGGGGUGGUGUGUUUCACCGUGCUGCGCAGCAAGAACAUGCGCACGGUCACCAACCAGUUUAUCCUCAACCUCGCCAUCAGUGACCUGUUGGUUGGCAUCUUUUGCAUGCCAACCACACUGGUGGACAACAUCAUAACAGGAUGGCCAUUUGGUAGCGUAGUGUGUAAGCUAAGCGGUAUGGUUCAAGGGAUAUCCGUGUCAGCCUCUGUCUUCACUCUUGUGGCAAUAGCCGUUGACAGGUUCCGCUGCAUUGUCUACCCUUUCAAGCAAAAGCUGACGAUCCCUACCUCAAAGUUAAUUAUUGUCAUCAUAUGGGUCCUCGCUGUGUCCAUCAUGUGUCCCUCUGGGGUCAUGCUCCAGGUCACAAAGGAGCAGAGGGUGCGUAUAAUCCUUGGCAACAACGACAGCCGCUUCUUUUACUGGUGCCGGGAAAAUUGGCCCAAUCAGGAGAUGCGCAAAAUCUACACCACUGUUCUCUUUGUUAACAUCUACCUGGCUCCUCUCAGCCUUAUCGUCGUCAUGUACGCCCGCAUUGGCUUCACCCUCUCAAAGAGUGCCAUUUCUCAGGCGAGGGGCGGUGGAAGCAUGUUGGAAGAGGGCGGUGGAAGCGGUAAAUCCAGCACGGAGGGCCGUCAUACAAUUUCAAAGAAGAAGAAUCGGGUAAUAAUAAUGCUGCUGGUGGUGGCUCUGCUCUUCAUCUUAUCCUGGCUUCCGCUGUGGACGCUAAUGAUGCUGAGCGACUACGCCAGCCUGACAGAGCAUCAGUAUCGUGUCAUUAACAUCUAUGUGUAUCCCUUAGCUCACUGGUUGGCUUUCUUCAACAGCAGUAUCAACCCUAUCAUCUAUGGGUUCUUCAACCAGAACUUUCGCAGAGGCUUUCAGGCUGCCUUCAAAUUCCAGCUGUGCUCGGAGUGCAUUGGGUGCAAGAAUACCUACUCCCACCAGAUCCGAGGUAACGCUGUACUCCCAAUUCAGCCUGCUGUCCUCAGAAGAUCGGGCUCCGCGGUCAGACCAGAGUUAAUGGGGAAUGGGAAAAGCUCACGUCAGGAAAGAGGGAGCUUGGCCGCUAGAAGUCACAUCAAAGAACAGGACCUGAUCAUGGAGGACUUGGAAAAGGUGUCCCAGAUUUAGACCAACUGAAAAUGUGCAGCACAUGGACACUUUGAAAAAGAAUCUGAAGCUUCUGGGGAACCAUUCUUUUUAAAGGUCUUUAAACAGGCCUGAGAAAUAUUUGAUUUAACUCCAUGUAUACUUGUUUCAAGUAAAUUUACUUGCAAGCUGUGCAACAUUUGUUGUCAUGAAUCAAUUUAAAUAUUCAUAGUGAAUGUUUAGCAUGGUGAAUAAAUAAAGUCUUGAAUGCAUAAGCAACAUUCAAAGGGAAGGAACAUGAUUAUUAACAUGAUUAUUAUUUCACUUGUAAUUCUUCACAUGUCCGUGGUUGAUGUGGCAAUGGUUACCGUGGCAACAGCAAGUGCACUUUGCCAGCGACUUUGUCAGAAAUGCACCAGGAGAGCAGGAAGUGUAUCUGUAUCUGUUUGCAGUGCAGCCAAACAAAUUCACGUUGUUGUAACAAAGAUACUGUAUGUGUAUAUGCUUCACACAGGGUACAGUAAAGUUGGUUACCUUGCUGAGGAGUUGGAUACGCGCAGCUUGUUGCUUUGUUGUUUUGUCGUUACAUUUUUGAUGAACACAUUGUGUUUCCUGUGACUGCUCACAAUGAAAGUCACCCUGUUUUUUAGUUGAAUGAUUUUAAUUGGCUACGACGGCAGUAGGUGUCUUCAGAUUUCUGUCUUGAUUGCUUUGACUGCGUUUCUUUUUUUCCCGCCUACUGUUAACGUAUCCAACUGUGUUAAUCCUAUUAGAAACUACCUUAGCAGUGUGAUAAUCCUGUGAAAUGUAUUGAAUGCACAGUUCAAUCUUGCUGUUAUUUAGAUGAGCACUUUAUGUUACUCCUACUGCUGGACAUUUUCAGUGUUUCAGAACGUUUGAAGGCCUGGAAUUGCACACCUCUCAAAGGUGAUGUACUAGGCAGUGUGAUGAAAAUUGUGUCAGCUUUCUUAAGUAAAAGUGCAUUCUCUAGUGUCUCGAGGAAAUUGUGCUGGGCCGAUGGCUGUUACAAGCAGUGGCAGGGGAAGAGGAUCGCAGGCUCAUUUUUUUGUGCGGGGCAGUAUAUCAUUUGAACCUUUAAAGCAAUGCCAUGUCAAAGAGAAGGAAAUUCAUAAGCAUUUAAGCAUUACUAACAUAUUACCCUUUCUUGGUAUGACUCUGGAAAAGUAAAAAUGUGUAAUGUAGAGCCUCAACUUAAAACAGCAGAUACAACAAACUAUACACAAGGUGUGGAAAACAGUUAGAAAACCUUCAUGUCUCAAUCAACAAAAAUGUCAACAAUAUAUUAUGUUCUGUAAAGCAGUGGCUGUGAGCAGGCCUGGCUUUCUCACAUAAUGACCAUGUUAUUUUGCUAUUGCCGUACUGAUUUCAGGUGAUGUUUGUUGGUAAUUUGGUGCUGUUUCAAGAAUUUACAGCAGUGUUGUAAAAUUGAUGUUAUUAUCUGGACUGAUGGAUCUUGUUUGUGCCCUUUUUCCGCAUUUCAAACGUCCUUGUUACCCUCAACAUGUGAUUGAUCAGUGCUGAUACUGGACCAGGAUAACAUGUACAGUUAAUUGUGCAUACAUUUGAUUGAUAUUCAUUGUGAUUGUAAAAAUAUUAGUUUGAUGGAAAUUCUUGUGUUGAAGCUUUAAUGCGUAACCUUUUGAUAUUAAUAAACGUUUGUUACAUUCAAGCCAUUGACAAAAGAGUUGAUACAACGUUAAUUAAGACAACCAACUCCACACAACUCUCUCUGUAUUUCUCAAUGUGGUCAUGUUUAGAAGAUUGUGGCGUCCGGGGACUUUUGCAUGCAGAAACUAAAGCAAACAUAAUUACAUGUUCUGAAGAGUCCAUCAGGUUUUUUAAUCCUCCGUGUCCUCCUUGGUUACAAGCAACUGUGUGACAGAUGGGAGGGGGCCAUUUGCAAUUAUGGAAGGUUUGUGUCACGCGGAUGCAUCAACAGUGUUGUUAAUACUAAGAAUUCCUCAUGGCGGUGACAGAAACAACGCACUAGAGCUUUAACUCAUCAUCACUAUGGAAUCCUUUCAUUUUUGUGAAUGAUUUAAUAUUUUAUUAUUACAACAGUUUUUUUUGUUUUUUGGGUCAAUAUUUGGCAAGCUACAGUACAUGAUGGAAUGUGCCAAAAUCUUUUGUUUGUUUUUGACCACUAGUGGCACUAUGGAGUAAUGUUUUUAAAAAAAGUGUGUCCCUCUUUUGUUAUGUCAAGGACAUGCGUAUUGCAUGCGUAUUGUGUCACACAUGCCUGCUUUUGGUUUUCCAAUUUAUUAGAACGCAACGACACACAAAAAACUCCACCUUUAAGGCCUUUAAUGUGUUGCCAAAUCAUAAUGAUAAACAGCAGCACAUUUUUUCAAGUUCGGUAAUGUGUUGUUUAUGAAAGCACUCUCAAUGAUACUAUUAGCGGCAGCUAAAUAACCAGCCUCAAGAAAAG